CGCCGCAGCUCCAGGUCUCCAACGUCGAGGCGAUCGACCGGCCUGACACAUUCUUAUUCAUCGCCAUGGCAUGGAGGAGGAAGAGCGGCGGCGAGUCGUCGGGGUCGCCCGGCGCCUCGCCGUGCCGCGACGACGAGCUGGAGAAGGUCCCGAGAGGGCACGUCCCGAUGGUCACCGGCUGCGGCGCGCGCGUGGUGGUUCCGGUGAGGCUGCUCCGGGAACCGUGCAUCGCGGAGCUCCUAGACAUGGCGGCGCAGCAGUACGGGUACGGCCAGCCGGGCGUGCUGCGGAUCCUGUGCGACGCGGGACACUUCCGCCGGGUCGUCGACGGCGCGCUGCACAGAGCCGACUAGGCGCCGGGCGUACAUAUGCAGCAGUGCCAAUGUAGAAGAGUAUAGUUAGAUAUACGAAGUCCUUUCUUUGAUUGAUAUUAGUUCUUUUGUACAUGAAUACAUUAGGAACGUGAAAGACAAAUUCGUGUUAAAUUUGAAGUGCCAACUCCACCUGCGCAA
This is a messenger RNA of Triticum dicoccoides, 512 nucleotides long. RefSeq names its product auxin-responsive protein SAUR71-like. The record is from RefSeq and is a predicted model, not a curated record. The transcript has a single exon. NCBI's taxonomy places the organism in Eukaryota, Viridiplantae, Streptophyta, Magnoliopsida, Poales, Poaceae. Bases 66 to 353 code for a protein of 95 amino acids. Gene Ontology annotation, biological process: response to auxin.